CCCAGACCCACUUCCCACCCCCCUGCCAGGCGCCUGUAGACGCGGCUGUAGCUGCAGCCGCCUCCAGAGCUGACCCGGGCCUGGGGACCGGCCUCCACUGGCGCCCUUCGCUUUCUCCUGCUGCCUUCACUGAGGAUGAGUCCCUGCGCUGCCGUGCGCCCACCCCGCGGAGACCACUGGCGCAUUUUCAUCUAGCGACUGGUCACCCUUGCAAUUAUGGAUAUUUAAAAGGAUCAGACAGUGUGGAGGGGGAGUUCCCCUCCUCACUCCCCCUUGGUGCUUGACUUCAGGAAUAAUUUAUAAACUGUGGAAAGUUUUCUUUUUUAAAGAAAGAACUUGUAUUUGAUAUAAACUUUAUAGAGCUAUUUAUAAUUUUUUGAUUUAAAUGCCAAAAUACAUUGUACAAAUCUAUAUAGUUUUAUACUGUUGCCAGGACGAUUUAAAUUAUAACCCUAAGCAGGCCGUUUAUUCUCUAUCAGUCUUUCUGAAUAGCAGCUUUGUGGCCUGGCUUUUUCAUUUUUUAAAAUUAUCUGACUAUUCUGAAGAAGGAAGCUGCAUAAAAACAAAUAGGAUGAAUUCCUCCAUCCCUGACUGCACAUCAAAGUGUCGCUCCCUGACUCAUGCUUUGGAUGUCCUUUCUGUGGUAACGAAGGGGAGUGAAAACCAGAUUAAGGCCUUUCUCUCCAGUCAUUGUCACAAUGCUGCAACCAUCAGGGAUGCCUUUGGUCGGAAUGCCCUCCACCUUGUUGCCUCCUGUGGGAAAAAAGGAGUGUUAGAUUGGCUUAUUGAGAAAGGAGUGGAUCCCUUGGUGAAAGACAAGGAGUCAGGAUGGACAGCUUUGCAUAGAAGCAUUUUUUAUGGGCAUAUUGAUUGUGUUUGGUCUCUACUGAAGCAUGGUGUUAAUCUGUAUAUUCAAGAUAAAGAAGGCUUGUCAGCUUUGGAUCUUGUAAUGAAGGAUAGACCAACUCAUGUAGUAUUCAAAAAUACUGAUCCUACAGAUGUCUACACUUGGGGAGAUAAUACAAAUUUCACCCUGGGUCAUGGAAGCCAGAAUAGCAAACAUCAUCCAGAGUUGGUGGAUCUGUUCUCCAGGAGUGGGAUUUAUAUCAAGCAGGUGGUGCUUUGUAAAUUUCACUCAGUGUUUCUGUCUCAGAAAGGGCAGGUUUACACCUGUGGUCAUGGUCCUGGAGGACGAUUAGGCCAUGGAGAUGAACAGACAUGCUUGGUCCCUAGGCUUGUGGAAGGACUGAGUGGUCAUAAUUGUUCUCAAGUAGCAGCUGCUAAGGAUCAUACUGUUGUAUUAACUGAAGAUGGAUGUGUUUAUACAUUUGGUCUAAAUAUUUUUCAUCAAUUAGGACUCAUUCCUCCGCCUUCCAGUUGUAAUGUACCCAGACAGAUGCAGGCAAAGUAUCUGAAAGGAAGGACAAUCAUUGGAAUAGCAGCUGGCAGGUUUCAUACCGUGCUGUGGACUAGAGAGGCUGUUUACACUAUGGGACUAAAUGGUGGACAGCUGGGUUAUUUACUAGAUCCCAAUGGAGAAAAGUGUGUAACUGCUCCUCGUCAAGUCUCUGCCCUUCAUCAUAAGGACAUCACUCUGUCUUUGGUUGCUGCUAGUGAUGGGGCUACUGUCUGUGUUACCACAAAGGGAGAUAUUUACUUACUUGCAGACUAUCAGUGCAAGAAGCUGGCUUCUAAACAACUGAACUUGAAAAAGGUUCUUGUAUCUGGGGGGCAUAUGGAAUACAAAGUUGAUCCUGAACAUUUGAAAGAAAAUGGGGGUCAGAAAAUUUGCAUUCUUGCAAUGGAUGGAGCUGGAAGGGUAUUUUGCUGGAGAUCUGUCAACAGUUCUAUGAAGCAGUGUCGAUGGGCUUAUCCACGCCAAGUCUUCAUUUCUGAUAUUGCUUUAAGUAGAAAUGAAAUUCUUUUUGUCACACGAGAUGGAGAGGGAUUUAGAGGGAAAUGGUUUGAAGAAAAAAGAAAGAGUUCUGAAAAGAAAGCAGAGAUUUUAUCAAACCUUCAUAAUUCCUCACCAGAUGUGUCUUGUGUCUCUGAUAUAAAUAGUGUAUAUGAAAGAAUUCGACUUGAGAAACUUACUUUUGCCCAUAGAGCUGUUAGUGUCAGCACAGAUCCAAGUGGAUGCAACUUUGCAGUCUUGCAAUCAGAUCCUAAAACAAGCCUUUAUGAAAUUCCAACUGUGUCCUCCUCAUCCUUUUUUGAGGAGUUUGGCAAGCUGUUAAGGGAAACGGAUGAAAUGGACAACAUCCAUGAUGUGACAUUUCAAGUUGGCAGUAGACUCUUCCCUGCACAUAAAUAUAUUUUGGCAGUGCGUUCUGACUUUUUCCAGAAAUUGUUUCUUUCGGAUGGUACCGCAUUAGACUUCACAGAUGUUUACCGGAAAGAUGAAGAUUCUGCAGGCUGCCAUCUCUUUGUGGUAGAGAAGGUUCAUCCUGACCUGUUUGAAUACCUUUUGCAGUUUAUAUACACAGAUACUUGCGACUUUUUAACUCAUGGCUUCAAACCAAGACUAAAUUUAAACAGAAAACCAGAAGGACAUCCAGGCACUCCAAAUUGUCAUUCGAAUAAAAUGAAUUCCCAUGAAGAUAAUCAGAAGUCAGCAUUUGAAGUUUACAAAAGUAAUCAAGCUCAUACAAUUAGUGAAAAGCAGAAGAGUAAAUCCAAAUCUUCCAAAAAAGUAAAAAGUGUUGGGGAAGAUGAUCCUGUAAAAAUGUUGCAAAAUGUCGCAAAGAAAUUUGGUUUCAGUAAUUUAAGUAGUAGGUUAGAUGGAGUCAGAUAUGAAAAUGAAGAAAUUAGUAUCAUUGCCAAGAAAACUGGUAGUAAACCAAAGCUAAAUCAGAAAAAAUGUUCAUUUUUAUGUGAUGUGACCAUGAAAUCAGUGGAUGGAAAGGAAUUUCCUUGUCAUAAAUGUGUUCUUUGUGCUAGACUUGAAUAUUUUCAUAGUAUGCUGAGUAGCUCAUGGAUUGAGGCUUCCAGUUGUGCAGCUCUGGAAAUGCCAAUACAUUCUGAUAUACUGAAAGUUAUUUUGGACUACCUCUAUACUGAUGAAGCUAUUGUGAUAAAAGAAUCUCAAAAUGUGGAUUUUGUUUGUAGUGUUCUUGUGGUGGCUGAUCAGCUUCUCAUAUCUCGAUUGAAAGAAAUUUGUGAAGUAGCAUUAACUGAAAAACUUACCCUUAAGAAUGCUGCUAUGCUACUGGAAUUUGCAGCAAUGUAUAAUGCUGAACAGUUGAAACUCUCUUGUUUACAGUUUAUUGGACUGAAUAUGGCAGCUUUACUUGAAGCAAGAUCUCUUGAUGUUUUAAGUGAUGGUGUUUUGAAGGACCUUUCUGUGUUUUACCGGAAAAUGAUUCCAGCAAUGGAGAGAAGAGUCAUUACACCAUAUCAAGAUGGACCAGAUAUUAGCUAUUUGGAUGUAGAAGAUGGAGAUAUCUUUUUGAAAGAAGAAGUAAAUAUGGAACAGAAUUACUCGGAAAGUAUGGUCAAGAAGACAAAAACAAAAGCGAAAAAGAAGCCACGUAAACGGUCAGAUAGUUCUGGAGGUUAUAAUCUUUCAGAUAUUAUUCAGAGUCCGCCAUCUACAGAAUUGUUAAAGUCUGGUAAGACCAAUUCUGUGGAGUCUCUUCCAGAACUGUUGACAUCAGACUCUGAAGGAAGCUAUGCAGGAGUGAGUAGUCCUAGAGAUUUACAGUCUCCUGACUUCACAACAGGAUUUCAUUCAGAUAAGUCUGAGGGGAAAAUUAAAUCGUAUGUUAAUGGUACACCUCCUGCAUAUUUUCGGGAAGAUUUAAAACCAUGGGAAAAAUCACCAUUACUUAAAAUAACUGCUCCACAGCCCAUUCCCAGUAACAGAAUUGAUACUACAAGUUCUUCCAAUUGGGUGUCUGGCUCUUUCAGUCCUGUCAGCCCUCCUGUCAUGGAUCUCAGAACCAUCAUGCAAAUUGAAGAAAGCAGACAAAAAUGUGGAACUACACCAAAGACAAAUUUGGGAAAAAUGAUUUCUCAUGGAGUUAAACUUUCUCAGAAGCAACGAAAAAUGAUUGCAUUGACUACCAAAGAUAAUAAUUCAGGAAUGAAUAACGUGGAAACAGCUUUAAGUGCACCUUCAAAAAUCCCCAAGCCAGCAAAUGCAUGGGCAUCUUCUCAACAUUCAGUUUCAUCCAAGUCAUUCCGGGAUUUCUUAGUAGAAGAAAAGAAAUCUGUUACUGGCCAGAGAUCAGGAGAUCAUGUCAAAAAAGUUUGUUUUAAAGGGAUUGAAAAUUCCCAGUCUCCAAAAGUUGUAAGGUAAUAUAAACUUCCCUGACCCGAGCGAAGAGGGGUCUGGAGCCAUACUACUUCACUGUCACCUCACCUGUCCUGUGAGCAGCUCCUGAGGAAUGUCAGUCUUCUAACAACGCUGGAAAGUGCAGGUUUAGAUGAACUGUUGAAACAUAGUUUUGUUGUUUUUGUAACUGGCUUUCUUGUUACAGAUAUGUAUAUUUAUGACUGUAGUUUUAGAGCCUUUUACUUAUAGUACAGAAAAUCAGAUUAGAAAGGAUCUAAAGAAGUCGUGAUCUGUCUCUAACUUUUCAAAUACUUUUGGCAGUGUAAUGUUAUUUUAAAACAAAAAUCUUAAAUCGAACUCUAAUGUGUAAAACAGAUACACCUGUUUAUAUAAUGUUUACCUAUGAUUAAGGGAGAAUAUUAAAGCUAUUGUGAUAGGCUCAUAAAUACAAAUUGGGUGCAAUGUAAGAUAUCUUAAUAUAACAAAUAUUAGCUGAUGUGUAUCAGACAUUAUAGCGGAUAGUACAGUUACAAUGGUGAACAAAAUUAACAUAGUCCCUGCUCAUACAGAAGAGACCAACCUUUACGCAAAAGUGACAACACAUUAUGAAGAGGAAGUUUAUCAGCCUUGAUAUUCAAUUUAUGUCUCAUAUUUUAAUUGUAUAGUAUUUAUUUUCUCUGUUGUCUGGUUCCUAAAUCAUGUCUGACUCUUGCGACCCCAUGGCCUGUAUGUAGUCUGCCAGGGAAGAAUACUGGAGUGGAUUGCCACGCUGUCCUCCAGAGGGUCUUCCCGACCCACGGAUUGAAUCCACGUCUCCUGCAUCGGCAGGCGGAUUCUUUACCACUGAACCACCAGGGGAGCCCAUUUAUUUCAAUUAGGAUCUUCUAAUAAGUCAUUAUGGGCUUCCCUGGUGGCUCAGCAGGUAAAGAAUCUGCCUGCUAAUGCAGGAGACAUAAGAGACACGGGUUCGAUUUAUACCUGUACUUGUAUCUUAACCCAGUUCCACUAAUGAAGGCUUAAAUUAUUAACUGUCUUUCUUUUUCUUAUGGAUCAAUGUUUUCCUUUAAAGUAGAUUCUUCCCAUUUGGUUUUGAAUAUGCACAGGUGUCUCACAUGUGGAGUGGCAGGGGGUGGGGGGUGGCGAGGGAAGUCAAUCCCUCACUCAGCCUCCUCACUUUCUUCUAGAAUUGUCCUAUUGUUCCCAAUUCCCUGCUUCCUUCACAGCCAGAUUUCUCAAAAGAGCUGUCAUCGCCCACUUCUUUUUAUUCUGGCUUCCAGUCCCACAACUAAAUUGAAACAGUUCAGGAUAAAUUCGGAAGUAGCCUCCAUAUUGCCAACACCAUGGGCUUUUUAUAUGACUCAUCAUACUUGAAGUUCACUUAUAGGUUAUCUUUUCAUUUCACUUAAGUUCUGUGUUUUCAUGAGUUUCACUGUUCAAUUAUCAGCUAUACAUGAAAGACUCAAAUUGCCUGUCCACAUCUGGCAUCUGAGCUUCAGACUUAGGUCUCCAUCUGCCUUGUUUGAUAUUGCCAUCCUAUUUGAAUGUUCAGAAAUACCUUAAACUUUUAUGUCCCAAACCAAAUUGAACAUUUUCCUCAUAGCCUUCUCGUAAAAGCAAAAAUACAGCCAAAACACAAACCCAGCCUAUUCUUGAUUUCCUCAGUAAAUGUCAUUCGCAAGUUUUACAUGACCAUCGUCCUCAGCAGUAUCCAGCCUGUCAGAACAUGCCAGUUAUAUCUCUCUAGUAUUAUAUCCAUUUGUGUAUUAAACUAUCUCCACUGCCACCACCCUUAUUUAGACUACUUUAAUCUUUUACCUGGGCCGUCUGAGUAAGCCUGCUAACAAGUCUUGCCAUAGCCUUUUAUCCUUCUCUAUAGCAUAUUUGGCUAGUGUUUGUGUAUUUUUAAAUGCAAAUCUUACCUUGCAGGAUAAAAGCUAGAAUUCUUAUAUGGCCUUCAAGGCUUGAUACAGUCUAGCUCCUGUCAACCUCUUUAGCUUUUAACAUGAUCUCUGUAUUAUAGCCUUGACCUUGUAGUUUCUCAAAUGCCAGUUGCUUCUUCCCACUUAACUGCCUUUUGACUUGUUGACUUGCUUCUUGAAUUCUUGGAAGAAGCCUGACUUCUUUUACUGGGUCAGUUUCCUGUUAUAUGCCUUCAUGGCUCUUGUCACUUAUCACAUUUACCACAGUUUGAGUAGUACCCCCUUGUCUGUGGUUUUCUUCACAUGGAUUUGGUUACCUGCUGUGAGCUGUAGUGUGAAAAUAUUAAAUGGAAAAUUUCAGAAAUAAACAAUGUUUUCAGUUUUAAAUUCUGCACUGUUCUGAGUAGUGUGACGAAAUCUCUCCCCAUCCUGACCGUUUUAGCUGAUCCAUUUUACCUGGACAUGAAUCUUCCCUUUGUCCAGUAUACCCUGCCCGUCAGUCAUUCAAUAGCCAUUUCAGUUAUCAGAUCAGUUGUUGGGGUUUCAGGAUGCUUAUGUUCAAGGAAUCUUUAUUUUACUUAAUAACAGCCCCAAAGCACAGGAGUAGUGAUGUUGACAAUUCAAAUAUGCCAAAGAGAAGCCAUUUAAAUGAAAGCUUCAAGUGGGGGGAAAAAAAAGUGGAAAGUUCUCAACCUAAUAAGGAGAGGGGGAAAAAAUAAUUGUAUCUUUAGGGUGCUAAGAUUAUGUUAUAAGUGAAUCUUCUACCCAUGAAAUUAUAAAGAAGCAAAAACUCAUGCUAGUUUUGCUGUCAUACUUUAGAACAUAGAAGUAAAAGGCAUUAUGUUUCUGUAAGAUACUUUGAAAGAGCCAUAGACCACGUUCACAUAACUUCUAUUACACUAUAUUGUUAUAUAAUUGUUCUCUUAUGGUUGUAAGUUUCUUACUGUGCCUAAUUCAGAAAUUAAACUUUACCAUAGGUAUGUAUGUAUAGGGAAAAAACAUAGUGUGCACAGGCUCAGUACCAUCCGCAGUUUCAGGCAUCCACUCUAGGGGACUAGGAAUGUAUUCCUGUGGAUAACAUGAGAACUGUUGUAAACUUACUGUUGGGGUGAUUCUUUAUUUACUGUUUUUGAAUUGUUGUUUAGUCGCUAAGUCGUGUCUGACUGUUUUGUGACCCCAUGGAUUGUAGCCCACCAGGCUCCUGUGUCCAUGGGAUUUCCCAGGCAAGAAUAUUGGAGUGGGUUGCCAUUUCCUCCUCCAGGGACUCUUCCUGACCCAGGGAUCAAACUGUCUGUCUCCUGUAUUGGCAGGCGGAUUCUUUACCACUGAGCCACCAGGGAAGCCCAGUGUUUUCAAAUACUAGUCUUUUAAUGUCUGUGUUCAGCUGUAUGUUCAGUGAGAGCAAGGAAGAUUGACCUUUGCUUAUCACUGAUUAGAAUGUUUCCUAGUGUGUAGUAGGUGUUCAGUGAGCAUCUGGUGAAUGAGGGCAAGAAUAAAUGAAACAAAAUUGCUCUUAUUUCAAGUAGUAUUUGUUUUUAAUGUAAUGAGCUGUAUUGUUUGCCUUGGAUGUAUAAAUGUCAAGGUGUGAAUGUUAAGAUUGUUUUGUAACAUUUUUACAUUUUAAGUAUUGAAUGUAUUUUUAAAAUUUUCUAAUUUUCUCUAUCUUUUAAAAUAUUAAGGAUGUGUGGUUUCAUAGUUGAUCGCUAGGGUGUGCUAUAACACCAGGCUAUAAUUGUGAAAAGUGGUAUGUGAUGUUAUAGUGCUUUAGACAUUUUAGUUAGAGGAGUGUAUGAUAUAGUAUCUUGCUAUCCAUAGCUUGGGUGUUUGGCAAGUGGAAGUUAAUGUUUUAAAUAGUUUUUUGUCUUCUGGUCACUGAGAAAGAAAAGAGCUUUGAUUUCAUUUUUAAUUUCAUCAUAGAAAAUAUGUUACUAUAAGAGAGCGGUAUUUAAGGAAAUGAUAAAAUAUAAUAAAGUAGAAUAUUUAUUAAUUCACCAGAUUAUGGGACACUUGAUAUACAUAUUCUGCUGGCAUCUCUGGGUGUAUAUAUAAAAGUAUAAUACACAGACCCAGCCUGAAAUAUGUUUGAAAUCUGGUUGGUGAAUCUAAAUACACAUACAUGGAAGUUAACUGACAGAACAAAAAUACAGUGUAAUAUAACAGUGUUAAAGAAGUCACACAGCAAUAUAUGACUAUGUGCUGUAUGAGUGGUUCAGAGAAGGGAAAAUGACCAUGGGCUAGAGCUGUCCAGAAAAACUUUAUUGAAGAGGAAAAGUUUGAGCAUUAGUUCAUAAACACUUUUCCUAUUCAAUCUCAAAUAUUUUGAUCAUUAUAUUUAUGGCUAUAUAUUUAAAUGAUUAUUUAUAUUAAUGUAACAUGAUCAAAUGGCCAUAUAUUUAUGGGAUUUUUAAGAGAGAAGAAAGGGCAGUGUAAACAGAGGAAAUAGUGGGAAUUAGAGCAAGAAGACAGGAAUACUUUAGGGACUCAGUGGCAGGGAUGGAGGGCUCAUCUCAGGACAUUCCACAAAAAAUACAUUCUUGUCUUCAUUCUUGUCUUAAUUGUAGAAAAUGUGAUCAUUCCCCAGCCCCAGGCUAGGGAGCUAAUAAAAGAAUGGCAAAGUUACUUACUGACGUGAAAAGAGAGGUUUAUGCACUUUUUGUUUGUUUAUUGUUACUUCUGUGUUCUUUUUCAUUUUAAUGUGUUUUCCUUCAUUUUCCUUUCACUUAAAUACCCCCUUACGUGCUUCUAGGCAGAAAAUGUGAUCUUGCAUUUCUAAUUAGUAAGGAAAACUACAUGUGAGAUAAAAUUAUAUCAGCUCUAAUUUUAUAUAAAAUCUUUGUAAUUGCGAUAAUACAAAAUUAUUUUUAAUAAUUGUCAACCAUGUGAGCAAAAAGUAAGUUUUUCUCUUGAAGUCUAAAUUUGGCAAGAUUAAUGUUCUUCACUUUGAACAAAAAUCUUUGAAAGAUUUUAGCCAGCCCUUUUAUGUUGCUUUUAUUUCCAGAAGGCUAAAUUUUAUAAGAUUAUCUGUUGGGAUGUCUGUUUCUAUGCUGCAAAUACCUGAGGCUUAAUGCUGUUAUUUAUUAUUGGAAAGCUUAUACUCGUUUUGUAUUUGUUUAGUCAUAGCUCUAUUUAGCAGUUUUACUUCAUUCUAAGAUGAAAUUUUGAUAAAGAUGUUUGAGUAAAUUUAUAAUUAAUGACGUUAUCCAUUGGAAAAUCAUUAAUGAAAACAAUUCUAACAUCUUACAAAACAGAUAUGAGUUGGGUAUAAUUCUUACAGCAGUCCACUGUGAACCUUUCUGAAAUGAGAACAGUAAUGCCUAUCAUAUGGGUUUGUUACAAGGAUUAUAUCAGGUAAUUCAUGAUAGUACUUUAUAAAUUAUAUAAUGUUAAGUAAGUUCUGAUUGCUUGGCUUUAACAAGACCUAUACAAGAUACUUUAGUCCUUAUAUUCAGUUCUGUUUGCAGAGAGAAAAGGUGAUAUUUGAACCAAUCCUUGAAGAAUUAGAAGAUCCUUGUAAUGGACUGUGCUACAGUGUAUGGAAAAUACUCUGUAUUUUGAGUGAAAAAAGCCUGGAUUUGAGUUCUGUCUUUACCAUUUACCCAGCUUGCUAAUCAGGCAAAUUAUUGAAUAUUCUUUGAGUAUUUUUAAUAGUUUCCUAAUCAAUAUAAUAGGAACAAUAGGUGCGUUCUUCAGAGUAUUAGAAAGAUUAAAUGAGAUAAUGUAUAUGAAAAUAGACUCAGUAAAUUUGUUUGCCCACACACACAUCAGGUUUAAACAUUUUAAUUCUUAGUGCAUCUGUACUCUGACCCUUCUGUUUCAUUUUAACUUUAUUUCCCUCUUAAUCUCUUAACCCAGUCAUUCAGUUCAUUGAAGAGAACAACCUACCUUUACUUAAGCCAACAGUCUUGAAGUGUUCCCGGUAUUUGUAUGACCAAGCCCCUUCUCGGUGCCACUCUCCUCAGCUUUAAUGUCAUUUCCUCAGUGAAGCCAGUAGUGUAUAUACCCUUUUCCAUAUUAUGUAAUUUCUCCUGUGAAUCCAUAGUACGUGGUACAUAUUGAUGUAAAUACCAAUUAUCUACU
Molecule: messenger RNA, 10272 nt
Organism: Bubalus bubalis (water buffalo)
Lineage: Eukaryota; Metazoa; Chordata; Mammalia; Artiodactyla; Bovidae
Gene: IBTK
Product: inhibitor of Bruton tyrosine kinase
Exons: 27
Coding region: 386-4300 (1304 amino acids)
Biological process (GO): negative regulation of protein phosphorylation
Cellular component (GO): cytoplasm; nucleoplasm
Molecular function (GO): protein kinase binding; protein tyrosine kinase inhibitor activity
Source: RefSeq, a predicted model, not a curated record